UGGGCGGUGCGCGCUCCAGGGACGCGUGCGCGCACCCAGCAUUCUGCGCGAGCCAGAGGCAGGCGGAGGGAACGCGAGCAGACUGCACGCCUUGCCCAGCCGGCGAGCCCGAGCCAGCCAGCCCGCCAGCGCCAGUGGAGCCCGCGUGGAGGGAGCCGCCGGUUGAUCCCGCAAGAUGAACACCCUGCUGUCGCGGGCGAACUCGCUGUUCGCCUUCACGCUGAGCGUCAUGGCGGCGCUCACCUUGGGCUGCAUCCUCACCACCGCCUUCAAAGACAGAAGCGCGCCAGUGCGCCUGCACGUCUCCAGGAUCCUGCUCAAAAAAGUGGAAGACUUCACCGGACCCAGAAAGAAAAGCGACCUGGGCUUCAUCACGUUCCACAUCUCUGCGGAUUUGGAGAAGACUUUCGACUGGAACGUCAAGCAGCUCUUCCUUUACCUCUCGGCAGAAUAUUCCACGAAAAGCAACGCUGUGAACCAGGUGGUCCUCUGGGACAAGAUCCUUCUGCGAGGCGAGAACCCCAAGCUGGAUCUGAAAGAUGUCAAAAGCAAGUAUUUUUUCUUUGACGACGGGCACGGUCUCAAGGGAAACAGGAAUGUCACUUUGACUCUGUCCUGGCAAGUUAUCCCCAUUGCUGGGAUUCUGCCUCUUGUGACUGGAUCUGGACGCGUGUCUGUCCCAUUUCCAGACUCGUAUGAAAUAGCCACGACUUUCUGAAGAACUCUCCCUGCGUCUGUGUUAAGGAAUCGUAGUUAAAAAUUGUCAAGAGUCUUAAGGAACUUGUGUUAUAAUAACCAGUUACCUUGCGUGUAGUAUUCGUGCAUGUUCACAUUGAAUGUGAUUUAGAAGCAGUCUUUUGUCUAUCUCUUGUUAAAGCAUGCUUGGUUCCUGAAAAACAGCUAAUAUGAUUAUUUGUUAGCUGCUAUAAGUGGUGGAAAUAAGGUGACUAAUAACUUUCUGAAAAGUGAAUACAUCUUUAAUAUGCAAAUCAUUGUAACACCUUUAAUGGCUGUGUGUCUAAGAAAUAUUGGUCUUUCCAGGUUUUCCCUACAAAAGUUUUCAUGUUUUACAGAUUUUUAAAAAUAAUUUUUUACAUUGUCAUUGAAAGUUGGAAAUGUUUGCAUGACUUCCCACUGACUGAAGCUUGUUUUGGUGUGUAUACUGCCACUAGAUGCUAAUUGUGAACAAUUAUCGGAAAGUCUCCAUUUUAAUAAUUUUUGGAGUUAAUACUCAUAUUCAAAUUUCAAUUUACGUAUUCUCUUAUUGUAUUCUAUUGCCAACAAUCUAGUGAUGUAUGUAAUACAAACAUAGGCUCUUGGCAGAUGAAGAAUGUGAAACACUGAAGCUUGGGGAAUCCAAGCUAAAAUAGCUAGCGAAGAAUGGAGUCUAACUUUGAUCACAGGUAUUCUCAUUCCCUGAAGUUAUUCCACCUCUUAGGCCUGAGAUGACAUUGUAGUACAAUUUCAUUUAUAAUUUACAUUGUGUUUUUUGUAACCCUGAAACCUUUUGUCUUGAUGUUCCUGAUAUUACAUAAAAGUAGCUUGUGCUCAGGUUGUAAAUAAAGCCUGCUAUAGAAGUAGUA
Onychomys torridus (southern grasshopper mouse) is the source of this 1583-nucleotide messenger RNA. RefSeq names its product signal peptidase complex subunit 3. Gene Ontology annotation, biological process: protein targeting to ER. The transcript has a single exon. Gene Ontology annotation, cellular component: signal peptidase complex; membrane. Lineage: Eukaryota; Metazoa; Chordata; Mammalia; Rodentia; Cricetidae. Bases 176 to 718 code for a protein of 180 amino acids. The record is from RefSeq and is a predicted model, not a curated record.